Rhododendron vialii is the source of this 1863-nucleotide messenger RNA. RefSeq lists its product as uncharacterized. The coding region runs from base 390 to 1394 and encodes 334 amino acids. Gene Ontology annotation, molecular function: protein-folding chaperone binding. The transcript is spliced from 3 exons. NCBI's taxonomy places the organism in Eukaryota, Viridiplantae, Streptophyta, Magnoliopsida, Ericales, Ericaceae. Gene Ontology annotation, cellular component: cytosol. The record is from RefSeq and is a predicted model, not a curated record.
GUUGUAGUAGGGCCGGAUUAACAUCUUGAGCCCGAUGGAGAACACCUCAUAAUUCGUUCAUCAUAAGCGUAAUAACUAGAGACAGGUUCCUAUAACCGCGGUGGACGUCUCACAAUUUUAAAAAAAAGAAAUCAGAGAUAGAUGACGAUCAUAUCUGACCAUUGUUAGAGAGAGAGAGUUAAUUGAGGCAGUCGGGUUCAGCUGUUCAAUUUUUCCUUUGAUUUUCCGGUGUGACCUGAGAAUUUUGUUCAGCAGAAUUCGAAAGAAGGGGAGGGAGAUACAUUAACCCUUUUGAUCGAAUACAAUAUCUUUGAAUUUUAUUGCAAUAUAUUUAUGUAUUAAUAGGAGUGGAAUUUGAGGAAUAUAUAGAUCGAGCUAGGGUGGGCGAUAUGGGGGUGGAUUACUAUAACAUAUUGAAGGUGAAUAGGAAUGCGACGGAUGACGAUCUCAAGAAAUCGUACAGGAGAUUGGCUAUGAAAUGGCACCCCGAUAAGAACCCAACUACCAAGAAAGAAGCCGAGGCCAAAUUCAAACAAAUCUCCGAAGCUUAUGAAGUCUUGAGUGAUCCACAGAAAAGGGCAACUUAUGAUCAGUAUGGUGAAGAAGGGUUGAAAGACAUGCCACCACCUGGCUCUAGCAGCAGCAAUGGAUUUCCCAACGGAUUUAAUCCUCGAGAUGCAGAGGACAUAUUUGCAGAGUUCUUCGGGAGUAGCCCGUUUGGAUUUGGAGCAUCUGGGGCCGGUAGGUCCAUGAGGUUUCAGUCGGACGGAGGGGGAAUGUUUGGGGGAUUUGGCACGAGCGACAACAUUUUUCGAACUUAUAGUGAUGGAAGCGGUGCUACCUUGCCAAAGAAACCGCCACCGAUCGAGAGUAAACUGCCUUGCAGCCUCGAGGAACUCUACAACGGAUCAACAAGAAAGAUGAAGAUCUCUAGGACAGUCGUCGAUGCUAACGGGCGUUUAUCUCAAGAAUCAGAGAUAUUGACCAUCGAUGUGAAACCCGGGUGGAAGAAAGGAACAAAGAUCACUUUUCCAGAUAAAGGGAAUGAGCAGCUGAACCAACUCCCAGCAGACCUAGUAUUUGUGAUUGACGAGAAGCCUCACAAUCUUUACACGCGAGAUGGAAAUGACCUCAUCAUGAACCACCGGGUGUCGCUGGCAGAGGCUCUGGGCGGGACCACCGUGAAUCUCACCACACUAAAUGGGCGUAACUUGUCUGUCCCAGUUACCGACAUUGUGAGCCCCGGUUAUGAGCUGACGAUUUCCAGAGAGGGAAUGCCAAUCACAAGGGAGCCGGGAAAUAGAGGUGACUUGAGGGUCAAGUUUGAAGUUAAGUUCCCGACCAAAUUGACACCCGAGCAACGAGCAGCACUCAGGCGAGCUCUAGGUGGUUAGUAGUUGAUGGCAUGAUUCUUCUACAUAUUAGCCGUUACCUACUUUAUUGGCUAUUACAUUACAAGAUUUUCGUAACGGCAUAUCCUAUGUAUAGGCGGAUACUCUCGGAUAAAAGCAGAUACAAGCCCGAAUCACCGAUACUAUGAUUUAGGCCUGGUGGUUGAUGACUUCUCUUAGAACAUAUAUGCUACAUACUAGCUUCCUCACCCGGAUAAAAGCAGAUACAAGCCCGAAUCACCGAUACUAUGAUUUAGGCCUGGUGGUUGAUGACUUUCUCUUAGAACAUAUAUAUACGCUACAUACUAGCUUCGUCACCAGUAAUUUUGGUCAUUAGGGUACGUCAUUUGAAGGUCGUAAUGGUGAUUUUUGUGUCGUUCUUGUUGAGAAGGUGCUCAAACUAGUCCAUAUUUCAUGUUUUACUGACUCUUGUUACCAAAGGAUGGUGCAAUUGCACCAUUGUUCGUGUAUA